Molecule: messenger RNA, 1129 nt
Organism: Cajanus cajan (pigeon pea)
Lineage: Eukaryota; Viridiplantae; Streptophyta; Magnoliopsida; Fabales; Fabaceae
Product: protein ORANGE, chloroplastic
Source: RefSeq, a predicted model, not a curated record
UUAAAUACGAAACAUUUGCCGACUCCACUACUGUCUUUGGGUGAAUCGGGAGGAUGCUCUGUUUGGGUGGAUUCAGUUGCAGCAGCGGGGUCUCUCCCCCAAUCAAACCGAAUAACAGAUUCCUCCUCCACAGGCCCACAUGGCGCCGAUUCAAGGCCCAAGAGUCUGACUCUUCUUUUGCACCCUCUCUCGACUCCGACAAAACCGCUGCUGCUGGAUUCUGCAUCAUAGAAGGUCCAGAAACGGUGCAAGAUUUUGCCAUGAUGGAGCUUCAAGAAAUUCAGGACAACAUUCGAAGCCGGAGGAACAAAAUUUUCUUACACAUGGAAGAGGUUCGUAGACUUAGGAUACAGCAAAGAAUUAAAAAUACUGAACUUGGAAUUGUAAAAGAAGAGCAAGAGAAUGAACUUCCUAACUUCCCGUCAUUCAUUCCAUUUUUGCCUCCUUUGACUUCGGCAAACCUCAAGCAAUAUUAUGCAACCUGUUUUUCUCUUAUUGCUGGGAUAAUUCUUUUUGGUGGUCUCCUUGCACCCAGUUUGGAGCUUAAACUGGGACUUGGGGGCACAUCUUAUGCAGAUUUUAUUCAAAGUGUGCAUCUGCCAAUGCAGCUGAGUCAGGUUGACCCCAUAGUAGCAUCAUUCUCUGGAGGAGCAGUUGGAGUAAUCUCAGCAUUAAUGGUUGUUGAGAUAAACAAUGUAAAACAGCAGGAGCAGAAAAGGUGCAAGUACUGUCUUGGUACUGGAUAUCUUGCAUGUGCUCGCUGUUCAAGCACAGGGGCACUUGUUCUGAUUGAACCAGUGUCCACGGUCAAAGGUGGAAAUCAACCUCUAUCACCACCAAAAACUGAGAGAUGUUCAAAUUGCUCUGGAUCUGGCAAGGUUAUGUGUCCAACGUGUCUUUGCACUGGAAUGGCCAUGGCAAGCGAACAUGAUCCACGAAUUGAUCCUUUUGAUUAGAGGCUCAAUAAAUAUAGUUAUCCCGAUCAGGCAAUUUGAAAUUAUAAAUUUCAAAUUUGUGUUUUUUUUUUUGUUUCCUUGGCAGAGGAGGAAUUUCUGUAAAUAUGUACAAACUUAUAAGAAAAAGAAAGUUGGUGAAGAAUAUAGUCACUUUCCCUUUAUUUUUUAGUAUU